AUGGAUAACUCUCUGGACAACACGACCCUCUCGACGGUGUCGCUCCUCGAAUCGCGGCUGCUGCGCAUCGAGCACCUUCUGUACGGCCCGACCGCGGCGUCGCCAUCGUCCCAGACAGAGUCUGCGGUCGACACGCUCCAAGACCUCGAACGCCGCUUCAACCACCUCCUGUCCCGUAUCCGCGUCUACGGCGAGUUGAUGAAGAUUUGUACGUCGUCCGCCCACCUGAUGCCCACGUCACUAACCCGGGUCGUAGACAACUUCCAUCCAACCCUCUUCCAGCCCCCUCCGCCGCCCGAGCCCCCGACCCAGCUGGCCCCAGAGGCGGUUCAGGCAACCGUCCUCGCAUCAGCAGCUUCCUUCCCGGCCACAGCCUCCUCGCUGACCUCCGUCAACGACUGCCCGAUCCCCGAAUCGUCACAGAGCGCCGCCCUGGCCUCCCUCGUGCCCAAGAUGCGCGGCAUCGAGACGAUGCAGAUCGCCCAGGAGGCCGAGAUGGCCGAUCUUCGCGCACGGAGCGAGGAGGUCCUCAAGAGAUGGUACCAACACAGCAUCCUAGGCGCUUCCGAGUUUGUAGCCGACGUCGAGGGCCGAGUGGAGUUGGUCGAGCGCCGUGUGCGGAGGGCCGAACGGGAAAAGGAAGAAGCGGCAGCCAUUUGA
Molecule: messenger RNA, 660 nt
Organism: Colletotrichum higginsianum IMI 349063
Lineage: Eukaryota; Fungi; Ascomycota; Sordariomycetes; Glomerellales; Glomerellaceae
Product: Nuclear distribution protein
Exons: 1
Coding region: 1-660 (219 amino acids)
Biological process (GO): cytoskeleton-dependent cytokinesis
Cellular component (GO): dynactin complex
Source: RefSeq, a predicted model, not a curated record